Cetraspora pellucida is the source of this 273-nucleotide messenger RNA. Lineage: Eukaryota; Fungi; Glomeromycota; Glomeromycetes; Diversisporales; Gigasporaceae. The record is from the annotation of a GenBank genome assembly.
AUGCAACAAGCUAAUAAAUAUACAUCUUCGACUUUAGUCAUAAAGCACUAUCAAAAACUUUCUAACUUAAGUUUUAUUGACCUUACCAAUAAUGAUAUUAGCGAGUUAGUUGAAAAAUAUUUUAUAUUUGAUAAUUACAGCCUUGAGUUCAAUAAUACACCCACAAUGCAAAUAGAGAAUGUGAAGUAUAAUAAAACAAACAAGCAUACAUUUAUAGAUUUACUGAUAAUUAUCUCAGAGGAUAUUCCUGAAAGCACAUGUUUUAAUAUGUAG